Molecule: messenger RNA, 2554 nt
Organism: Aedes aegypti (yellow fever mosquito)
Lineage: Eukaryota; Metazoa; Arthropoda; Insecta; Diptera; Culicidae
Exons: 2
Coding region: 1973-2482 (169 amino acids)
Source: RefSeq, a predicted model, not a curated record
ACUAAAUGCAGUUUACCCAAAUUUAAGUAAAAAGAACUUAUUUUAUGGGUAGUCUGAUUUCUCCGUGUAACGCUGCAUCAAGUGGAUCAAGGUUUAUAUAAUGACAGGUUUACGGAUCUAAGCAGUCAGUGGGUGCGCGGUGUGGUUAGCUGCGGGGAAGGUGAAAGUGGCAGCUGGCGAGUUGGCUAGCUGGCGGGUUUGUGUACACUCUUUUUCACUCUACCGUUUCUAUGGGGUUGUUAGAGAAUGUUUACUCCAACAAACAUAAACACAGUGAAGUGAAAAUUGUCUACAGCAUUGAUGAGCUGUUUUGUCGCGAAUCAAACUUCCGUCGUUAAAGUAAUAUCCCGCUGAAUCCCGGUGUUUUGAGUCGCAGAAAAGUUGAUUGUCAAUUUGAAUAGUUGGUUAACAACUGCAUGUAAUGCAUGUAAAUGUGAAAAUUUCGAAUGAUUCUGCGGGUGAGAGCCACCUACAACCGACGGUCCACCGAUGAAAGAGAAGAUAUGCCACGGUGCUGCCGUCUGAAGGUGACGGUUGUAUUCUUGUAGCUUUAACUCGUAAGUUCAUAGUCAUUCUACUGUCAGUGCACACAAUAAAUGAAUUCAGAUACUUUGCCGCGUAUUCCACACAGAUAUGGGUGUAAAAGAAUCAUUCUAUACCUACAUGUAAAUGGUAUCCAAACAACCAAAACAAACUCGCCAGCUGUCACUUGGCAUUUCAAAAUGGCAGAAUGAGAAAUCUGACACAUUGGGCUACCUCCCUUCUAGAUACCUUGAAGUGGAUUUUCGCCCUUGGCGAGUUUUCCACUGUCAAACAUAAAAAGAGACAAGAAAUAAUUGAGUCCGGUUCUCACAUUUUUCUUCGACAGUUUCCGUACGCAUCGGUUAAGCAACAUCACAUUUUUGUUGAGUUUGAAUUUGAAAAAAAUUGUGGUUCGGAAACAUCAAGGCAAGAUGAAUAGCAGUGACGAGGAAUUUGCUGGAUUCUCUGACGAAGAAGAUGUGCCAGUAUUGAAGCUGAUUACAUCGCAAAAAGACAAACCAAUGCUAAUUGUCGACGGCACACUCUUCAAUUUGAACAAGCAGGUAAAACAAAUUAAUUAUGUAAAUUACAAAGUACAAAAACCUUCUUAUAAAAUUUAGGCAAACGAACAUUUUUAUUGGGAGUGCGCGUCACGAAAACAUGAGAAAACCAGCGACACUGGUUGCAAAAACCGUGUAAUCACUCAUCUCCAAAAUGGAGCCCAUGUUCUCAUUGAUUACAAGACCGCUCAUAACCACGACGUUAACCCGCUCGAUGAAAUGGAAAAUGCAUAUAAAACGGAACUGAAACGAACAGCGCUAGCCUCAAGGGAAGUCCCGUCAAAAAUCAUACGAGAAGUUUCAACGAGGCAUGAACCUAUCGUCCAGACCAGAUCAUCGAUCCGGGCACAGAAAAUGAUAAUUUCUAGAAAAAGAGCCACCAUUACCGCUGGACUACGCGUGGUCGAACAGGACGGGGAAUUUGUUAUUCCUGACGAGUUGAAACAAACACUGGAUGGACAGCUUUUUUUUACAGAAAUACAUCCACGACGAAAACAACCGAAUCAUGAUAUUCACUACGAUAUUAUCAAAUCUUCGUCGCCUGGCUGCAUCACGAUAUUGGCUUGUUGACGGUACCUUUGCCACCGUGCCUCUACAGUUCACCCAAAUGUACUCGAUUCACGGCUCGGUGCAGUGCCAGGAUCUCGACGCAGUGGUCCCGCUUGUUAAGUAACAAAACACAAGAAAUAUACACAUGCGCCUUCGAGGCUUUACUGGAAAUUGCUCAGGAAGCUGAAAUCAACUUACAUCCGAGAUACGUUAUUGCUGACUUCGAGAAAGCAGUCGUUAACGUUGUAAAGGAAAUAUUUCCUGACGCUGAAUGUUACUUAUGCUAUUUUCACUUCGCGCAAAAUCUAAUCAAGCAACUGAGCUUUCGUGGAUUGAAAUCCAUGUACUCUAGUGACACGAACGUGUACAUGGCUGUCAAACGGCUACAGGCACUAUCGUUUCUGCCAUAUCCAAGAAAUUCCGCAGCGUUCGAAAGCGUCAAAAGCCACAUAACGCAAAAACUGGCUGGCUUUCUGGAGUACUUCAGCGUUACGUAUGUAUCAGGAUUGAACAACAACAAGCGGCCAACGUACCAUCCCGCGCUAUGGUCGAACUACAUUGCCGUGAAGGAGAAGUUGCCGCUGACAACGAAUUCAUUGGAAGCGUGGCACCGGCGGUGGACAGAAGUUGUGGGGGACAAUCAUUUGUCCAUCACUAACAUAAUCAUAGAAUUGCGUAAGGAGCAGAAGGAAAUUGAAGGAAGGAUUUUGCGUAUUACGCAAGGUAAUAUUGCACAGGCAUCGCAAAAUCACCUUGACAAAGCAAUAUGCUUGAACGUCGAUAAUAUCACCAACGAAGAUUUUAUCGAACACGUUGCUCUUCUGUUGUCAACGAAACAAAAGAGGGUGUGAACAAAAACCCCAAGUUUCGAUUUUUCUUCUUCUUCUUUCUGGCGUUACGUCCCAACUGGGACAAAGCCUGCU